Fusarium redolens is the source of this 2486-nucleotide messenger RNA. Its product is annotated as kinase-like domain-containing protein. The record is from RefSeq and is a predicted model, not a curated record. NCBI's taxonomy places the organism in Eukaryota, Fungi, Ascomycota, Sordariomycetes, Hypocreales, Nectriaceae. Gene Ontology annotation, molecular function: protein serine/threonine kinase activity; ATP binding. Gene Ontology annotation, biological process: peptidyl-threonine phosphorylation; peptidyl-serine phosphorylation. The transcript has 7 exons. Bases 114 to 2387 code for a protein of 757 amino acids.
AGCGACUGCCCCCACGACCGCCUUGGGUGCAUAUAUCUGUUAGAAGGUUCUCCUCACUCGUGUUUAGGCUUCCUACCGUCGUCUUUUAAAUCUGAAUUGGCAGAGUCGUCAACAUGAAUCACAAGUUGGAAGUCGACUUUCGUGACUGGGUCGGUAGUCAAACCAGAAUAGGUAUCAACGGAUCUGGCGACGAGGCUAACUAUAUAUCCGCCAUCCAACUCAAAAGCUACUGGUCUCUGGGAAAGGUCCGCGAGAUCAUAAGCAACAUCGAUCCGCCCAUUGCAGUCUCAAUUGAUACAAUCAGAAAAGAAUAUCUUCGAGUUUUCUCUAUCCUGGUCUUUAUUAGCCAAUCACGGGAUAUCAUCCUCUUCCUCGAAUUAGCCAUUAAUGACAGAAACCUACCUUUACGAGGUGGAAGUCUUCCGAAAGAGUGGCACGGUAAACUUGACAAUGUCGUGAAACACCAGUGGCCGUUUUGUCCUUGGGAGUUUACUGAAGACGAAAGCGACCAACGAAAACUGCAAACCGAGCAGAUAUUACCAAUCCAAUACCAGGAAUCAUUGAGAGAAGGCUUAGCCUCAGCACGAAUACGUAAGGUCAUUAUAGAUAACGAUUGUCGCCGAUCUAUCCCACGAGAAGUUGUUUUCAAGAUCUAUGAAAGCGUCGAUGCAAAGCAACUUUACGACAGAGAGGCCGCCGUGUACACGAGACUUAGGCGAAUUAACAUCAUGAGCAUUACAAAAUGCUAUGGUUCGCUUGCCUAUACCAACAAAGGGAUCAUUAUCCUUGAAUAUGCUCCUAAAGGAUCUUUGCUUGACCUGUUCAAAACGCAGCCCCCUGUUGAUUGGAAGGAUUUGAAAAGGCUUUGGAUGAGCUUAUUGGAGCUAUUUCAAGGCCUUUACGUACUUCACAACCCGGACAGGAGUGAUUCUAAAUCCCUUUCUGGAAUUCACCAGGAUAUUCAACCAGCCAAUAUUUUAGUUUUCCACGGCGACACUGACUCACCCUACGAUGUCUCCUUCAAGCUUGCCGACUUUGGCUUGGCUGAAAUAGUGAAAAUAGUGGAAGGUGAGGGCGCCAUCGUGCCUGUUGAUAACGAAGGAAAUCGCAUGUAUUCUGCUCCAGAAGCUUACCCCAACUACAAAAUUCAAAGCGAAGUUAGGCCCCAUCUUAACUCCCUCGUGGACUUAUGGUCACUCGGGGCUGUCUUCAGUGACUUUCUCGUUUGGUCCAUAGGAGGGCCUCAGUAUCGAAAGGAGUAUCGUAAAAUGAGAAACAAAGCAAUUUCAAAACUCCCCCACGUCACGGAGCGCGGGUUCGAUGCAUGCUUUCAUGAUGGGAUCGAAAGGCUUCCAGCCGUGGACGACUUCCACAAAAGGGUUCUCAAAGUCAAACGGCAAGGAGACUUUGUGUCCCUUGCCAUGAGUGACCUUAUUCUUAAGUUCAUGAUGGUAGAACCUGAAUUACGACUAUUGGCGAGGCAAGGCAAGGGACACGCAGUAAAGAUGAUCGAAGACGCGCAAGCAGGCUCCAACCCGAAACGAGCAAAAACUCCAGAUAACGUCACUUCUACUAUAACAAAAGGUCAAAUACAGUCCAGUCUCCCCGGCCAAAGGGUUAGCUAUUUUGGUGGUAGGAAAGUUUCCGUGGAAGAAGUAUACGAGGAACUGAAGAGAAAAAGCAACUGGAAAUUCUUCAAGAAACACCGAAGUCAGCCAUCUGAAGCAGGCAUGAGUCUUCCAGGUAUGCAGGGCGCUCGGAACAAAAUUAAUCUUCAUGGUGGACGAGACCAGAUUUUUGUAAUUGAUAACCAUGAGUCGAUGAGGGAACAUAUGGGAAAUGUUGCUGUGACCGCCAAAGUCAUCAGUUACUCGGUCAAGGUCUCUGAUCAAGAUGGUAUGGAUCUCUAUUUCGCGUCAGAUUCCUGCAACCCCCAAAAGUGCCAAAACAGCUCAGACGUCGAGAACAAAAUUAGGAAUAAAGAAACGGUCAGUGGGUUCUGUGAUAUGAAGAAAUGUCUUGAAGACGUUAUGGAUCGAGUCAAGGAAAAUGGAACACAGCCAACAGGCAUCUAUAUCUUCACAGAUGCGAUAUGGGACCCCGUACACAAGCACGAAGUCGAGACGGUCAUUCACGAAGCUAUCGAACUUCUCGUCGAGAAUAACAAAAAGCCAACGGACCUCAUGUUCCAAUUCAUCCAGUUUGGUCGUGACACUGAAGGGUCGGGGCGGCUUCAGUUUCUAGACGAUGACUGCACAGGGAGGCACAAGGGCGUGGUAUAUGACAUUGUCGACACAAAGAAUUACGAUGACCAUGUUCCGGAGAUUAUAAUGGGAAGUAUUUGUGAACACACUGAUAAUAAAAACAGAGUUCAGACUAGUAUUUGAUAGGAAUUAAUUUCUAUAAUUUAAAAGUAAGGAGCUUAUUUAAUAAAUAUCUAUAAACUUAAAAGUAGUAAUAAUUAAAAUACAUAACUUAUAUAUUAU